This is a messenger RNA of Plenodomus lingam JN3, 108 nucleotides long. NCBI's taxonomy places the organism in Eukaryota, Fungi, Ascomycota, Dothideomycetes, Pleosporales, Leptosphaeriaceae. The record is from RefSeq and is a predicted model, not a curated record.
AUGAUAAGCAGGGAUGACGUCGGUACCUCGAGUGCAAACAACCCUGGCUGGCCUUUCUACAUCCGCGGUUCCUUUACAGUGAUCUCAUCCGUCGUCACCGCCUUGUAA